This is a messenger RNA of Neurospora hispaniola, 1575 nucleotides long. Its product is annotated as small subunit of ribonucleotide reductase. Gene Ontology annotation, molecular function: oxidoreductase activity. NCBI's taxonomy places the organism in Eukaryota, Fungi, Ascomycota, Sordariomycetes, Sordariales, Sordariaceae. The transcript is spliced from 2 exons. Gene Ontology annotation, biological process: deoxyribonucleotide biosynthetic process. Bases 146 to 1321 code for a protein of 391 amino acids. The record is from RefSeq and is a predicted model, not a curated record.
UACCUUACAUCUACAUAAACAAUCCCGCGACGCGACCUGCAACCGUUACCAACUCUAAACCACCGCAUCAACUUACAUACCCGCCACCAAGACUGUAACUGACACGAGCACUAUACAGGUUACCUCCGGUAUCCAGAAUCUCAACAUGGACUCUCCCGCCAAGAAGCUCGACUUCGGUGCCACCGACAAGGAGAACAAGCCCUUCGACGAGGACCUUGCUAAGCUCGAAGCCGAGAUCGAUGCUGAACACAACGCGAACAAGAAGGCCGCCGAGGCCAAGAAGAUGGCCCCUACCCUCAAGCCUGAGGAGGCCAAUGAGCCUCUCCUCACCGAGAACCCUCAACGCUUCGUUCUCUUCCCCAUCAAGUACCAUGAGAUCUGGCAAAUGUACAAGAAGGCCGAGGCUUCCUUCUGGACCGCCGAGGAGAUUGAUCUCUCCAAGGACCUUCACGACUGGAACAACAGACUGAACGACGACGAGAAGUUCUUCAUCUCCCACAUUCUCGCCUUCUUCGCUGCCUCCGAUGGUAUUGUCAAUGAGAACCUCGUCGAGCGCUUCAGUGGCGAAGUCCAGAUCCCCGAGGCUCGCUGCUUCUACGGUUUCCAGAUCAUGAUGGAGAACAUUCACUCCGAGACCUACUCCCUCCUCAUCGACACUUACAUCAAGGAGCCCUCCCAGAGGACCUACCUCUUCAACGCUAUUGACACCAUCCCUUGCAUCCGCAAGAAGGCUGACUGGGCUCUUCGCUGGAUUACCGACAAGAGCUCCACCUUUGCCCAGCGUCUCGUCGCCUUUGCUGCCGUCGAGGGUAUCUUCUUCAGCGGUGCUUUCGCCUCCAUCUUCUGGCUCAAGAAGCGCGGUCUCAUGCCUGGCCUUACCUUCUCCAACGAGCUCAUCUCCCGUGAUGAGGGUCUCCACACCGACUUUGCCUGCCUUCUCUUCUCUCACCUCAACAACCGCCCCAGCAAGCAGCUGAUCCAGGAAAUCAUUGUCGAUGCUGUCAGAAUUGAGCAGGAGUUCCUCACUGAGGCCCUCCCUUGCGCUCUUCUUGGCAUGAACGCCGACCUCAUGAAGCAGUACAUCGAGUUUGUCGCCGAUCGUCUCCUUGUCGCCCUCGGCAACGAGAAGAUCUACAGGUCGACCAACCCCUUCGACUUCAUGGAGAACAUUUCUCUCGGUGGCAAGACCAACUUCUUCGAGAAGCGUGUUGGCGACUACCAGAAGGCUGGUGUCAUGAACAGCACCAAGAAGGCCGACGCUGAUGCGGAGGUGGCCAAGAACGAGAACGGCGGUGACUUCACCUUCGACGAGGACUUUUAAAUGCCGUUGUCCUUGCCGUUUCUCGUUUCUCUUUGCGACGCCUCUUAUGACUUUGUUUCAUCAAUACCCCCUUCACCACACUGUACCUUUCCGUUCUGAUCUCACACCGAACAUCCCCACACGAGCAUGACUAGCAACUUGCUUAUCAACUGCCAGUUGGAGAUGUUUUUCUGUGUUGGAUAAAAAAUCUUUGCUGCCAUCAGCAACUCACCUCAAAAAAAGGCGAGCGAGUUCAAUGUUUUCCUUUUUCCUAU